AUGUUAGAAGCUGAUGUGACAGACACAUUUGGUAUACCUUUGCAAAACAGUUCACGGUACGAUGACGUUGUGGAAGUUUCUGAAAAAUUAUAUGAUGUAAGGUGCAAAUUUUAUAUAAACUUUAAUUGCUUUAGGUAGAUUCUUAUAUUAUGAUCCACGCCGCAGGAGGUAUUGCAAAAGAUUGGUGGAAUAUUAUUCGUAUUUACGACAGUUAUAGUUGGAUUUUCAUUUUGACUGUCUUCUUUAUAGAAUGUUUUUGUGCUCUUGUUAUAUACAGAACGGAAAAAGUUGUAGGAUUUACAACUAGAAAAAAGGAUCUUGAUGUAGGUUUUAAGUAUUAGUGAAAAUUAAAUGCGUUAAAGGUGAUAUGGCAAGUAAUAUGUGUACAACUCUUACAAGCCACAAACUGGUCUUUCAAUUUGAGUUCUGGCAAGUUUUUGGUUGUUUUGUUUGCUCUGUUGCAAGGUACUAUACUUUUCGGCAUUUUUACGUCUUGGUUUUUGCUAUCUAUUAUCAAAGAACCAAGUUACAAAGAAUUAACAGCAUACCAGUAUAUAUUUUCUGAGCUAGAAGCUGGUAACAGAAGGUUGGUGUCAGAAGGCUCUCAACGAUGGCUUGAAGACCGUAUGGCUGAUUCUGUAGAAUUUCCUUUUUUGCAAUUGAAAAGCGCAUUGAAAAAACAUCCACUUAUUGAAGGGCUUUAUCCGGACGGUAAGUACUGUAGGAUCCUUUUUUUGCUUUUGUUUAUAUAGGAUGAUGCUAUACCAAUAAAUUUUUUAAUUUAUAAAAGUUAUUGCAGAAGUGAUAGAUAAAGUAUUAUACGAAAAUGCUGUGAUGUAUGGCCAAGCUGACUUUCGCGGUUACUUCGACGCUUUGGCGCAUUGUGACAUUUUACAUUCUAACAUUGUCUUUCCGUUGAUAGGCACUCAUCUUCUCUUUCCAAAAAACUUUUCAUUAAUGCCACAAAUCAACAAGAUCAUCCUUGACAACCAGUUUAAGUUCAAGAACAUUAAUAUUCGAUAUUCCAAGUUAGUGUCGCCUACAAGCUGUGAAAAGUUUCGACCGGGAGAUCCACUGCGUAAGUUGGAAUAUUGAUAUUUUAAAAACAUUUCUAUAAAAUAGUUAUAUCUUCAAAUUUUAGGUAUCAACUUUUACAUUGGACCAUUGAUUGUAUGCAGCAUCGUAUUCUUUGUCGCUUUUGUCACUUUAAUCAUCGAAUUUUGUUUCAAAUGGUUUUGUGAUUUUAGAAAACAAGAUUUACACAAGUUGUACAAUGUCACAGUUUGGGUAAAUAAAUAA
This is a messenger RNA of Bursaphelenchus okinawaensis, 1299 nucleotides long. Lineage: Eukaryota; Metazoa; Nematoda; Chromadorea; Rhabditida; Aphelenchoididae. The record is from the annotation of a GenBank genome assembly.